Messenger RNA from Trichoderma gamsii, 969 nucleotides. RefSeq lists its product as hypothetical. Bases 1 to 969 code for a protein of 322 amino acids. The record is from RefSeq and is a predicted model, not a curated record. Lineage: Eukaryota; Fungi; Ascomycota; Sordariomycetes; Hypocreales; Hypocreaceae. The transcript has a single exon.
AUGGCACAGCCACCCGACUACGACGAACUGGAUAGGAUCAUGUUUUCGUUCAUCAUGGCAUCCAUCAGGACAAAAGUUGGCGGCGCCAUGUACACAAACGCAUUGGUGUGCUUCUUUGCGGCCACGGCCAUCAGGGCAGGCGGAGAUGGAUUUCAACCCGCCAGGGUGUUUACGGGAACGGUGGCGGCAAUGCUAUGGAUCUUACGACUUGUUUUUCUAGAGCACUCUUUCCAAGACAUGCCGCGGGAUAUAGAGGAUAUCCCGGUGGAAAAGAUGGAGUGGUUCACAGAGCAGCACGCCAAGUGGCUGUGUGUCGACGGCUUCACGGUGGUUGGGACCAUGAUCAGAUGGAUGGCAUAUGGCAAAGGGCAUCGAAACAAGACUCUGGCUUCGCCAAGCGUGCGAUGGACGGAUGACUACGAGACGCUCAUACAUAACGGGGAUCGCGUACGCAUCCACGAGUUUCAGCGAGCAGCUUACCGAGUCAAGCUGCGCGUCGAUCACGUCAUGGGAAUAUUGUUCGGGAGCCAGUGGUCGACUAUUGGGCCCAACAUCGAUCUGCAGAGCAUCCAAGAUGACAUGACAUAUCUUGGGUUCGGACAAUCAUUCGCCACGAACAAGGCCAACGCAUGGCUUCGCAGUGGUCCGGAGCUAGCCAUCAAAGCCGCACAGUCGAUGCUCUUCGACACAAGGACGAACUCGUGGAAGAGCAAAGGGGUUACGACGUGGCUAGGUAACCUGCGGGCUUUGAAAGGACUGCUCGCGGUCGUAUGUCACGUCUGGAGCGGAAUGCCCGGGCGUGGACCGGAGCUGAGCACAAUGAGGCACUGCGAUGGGUUACAAGUGAUGCGAAAUUGUUUCGUGUAUGACGGGUCGAUCAUGAUCGCGACUGAUCGCGACAAGGCAAAGUCGAUCCGUGACAUGGGACGCAAGUGGGAAUUUACCUUAUACCUAAGUAUAAUAGUAUAG